AGAAAAAAGUUCCCAUUCUGGAAUAGAUGGCAGGGUACAUAAAAUUGUUCGCCACUGUGUUCCUUAUGCUGAUGCUUGUCUUUGCCACUGAGAUGGGACCAAAGAUGGUAGAGGGAAGGACAUGCGAGUCACCGAGCCAACGCUUCAAAGGACUAUGCUUUAGGAAGGGAAACUGUGCCACAAUUUGCAAGUCAGAGGGCUUCCGCAGCGGCCACUGCCGGGGCUUCCGCCGCCGAUGUUUCUGCACCAGACACUGUUAAAAAGCUGCCCAUU
Molecule: messenger RNA, 273 nt
Organism: Nicotiana attenuata
Lineage: Eukaryota; Viridiplantae; Streptophyta; Magnoliopsida; Solanales; Solanaceae
Product: defensin J1-2-like
Exons: 2
Coding region: 27-260 (77 amino acids)
Biological process (GO): defense response
Source: RefSeq, a predicted model, not a curated record